AUGGACGAUGGACUCGAUGCAUUUCCCCUUCAGGGUCUAAUGCUCCAAAGAGCCAUGCUUCAGAUCUUCAUCCGCCGCAUGCUGCUCAUCUUACACGAGCCGUUCGCGAGGGAUGCAAAGAACUCCGCCAGCCACACAUCAUCACGAUUCGCCGUCAUGGACAACGCUCGGGAACCCGGUGUGCAGUGGUUUCUCAACUUCUUUAAGGAGGACUUCGGCAUUGCCACGAUCUACGUCGCCCGAGCCAUCCGCCGGAAUGACUUUGAUGCAGACGCACAGGUCCUGCCCCAUACUUGCCCUAAAGAAAUCGUGUGGACGGCACUCAGACAAUCGACUGAGAUAUCAGAGGCCCAUGCGGCGGACUCGGUCAACCACUUUCGAGUCUACAUGGGCAGCGUGUAUUUAUUGGCUGCACUUGAAUCUUUACAGUCUGGCUGUCCCAUGCUCGACAAGAUGAUCGAGGCUGGUCGAACCAUUAUUCGCAUUAUACACACUAAGAAGGGCAAGGAGAUUUCUGACAUGGAUUUGUUCCCUUCUAGUAAGAAUAUCUCAACAGUCGGCUCAUCAGGUAGCCCAGAUGAGGCGGACGCGGAGAUCCGUGACUGGGCGCGGGUUGGAUAUGAUCCGCUAUGUUUCGACGAAGAGUCUCAAAGCUCGAGAGGCUUUUUCUCAUGGUAG
Diaporthe citri is the source of this 678-nucleotide messenger RNA. RefSeq lists its product as uncharacterized. The record is from RefSeq and is a predicted model, not a curated record. NCBI's taxonomy places the organism in Eukaryota, Fungi, Ascomycota, Sordariomycetes, Diaporthales, Diaporthaceae. The transcript has 2 exons. The coding region runs from base 1 to 678 and encodes 225 amino acids.